Molecule: messenger RNA, 696 nt
Organism: Acanthamoeba castellanii str. Neff
Lineage: Eukaryota; Discosea; Longamoebia; Acanthamoebidae
Product: cysteine synthase 2, putative
Exons: 8
Coding region: 1-696 (231 amino acids)
Cellular component (GO): cytoplasm
Molecular function (GO): cysteine synthase activity
Source: RefSeq, a predicted model, not a curated record
AUGCUUCCGCUGUGGGUGCACAGUACGGGCAUCGCGCUGGCGCUGCUGGGGCGAGCGCGCGGGUACGAGGUAGAGCUCUACCUGCCCGACAACGUCUCCACUGAGAAGGUCGACCUGCUCACCACCCUCGGAGCCAAAAUCAAGAUUGUGCCGAUCAUGCCGAUGAGUCAGCCGGAGCACUUCAUGCACUACGCCAUGUCGUGCGCGUUGGCCGACCCCGACGCCUACUACUGCAACCAGCCCUUUGCUGACGUCAGCAUCAGCUCGGGACGGGAAAAGAAUCCGGCGGUGGUGAGCUAUCUGGUGGACCCGCCGGGGAGCGGUCUGUACCACCUCGUCACCAAGGGCGUCAUGUUCCACCCGCAAGACACGAUGACCGUGGAGCCGCUGAGCGCGCGUUCGUUCUACGAGGGCGUUGGCGUCAACCGACAGACCGAGAACUUCACCCAGGUGGAGCGGUACGACGGAGCGUUCCAGGGGAGCGAGCAGGAAGGCGUGGCGAUGGCGCACCACCUGCUGCGCCACGACGGCCUGUUCGUGGGCGGGUCGUCGGCCCUCAACUGCCGAUACAACAGCAGGAUCUACAACACGACGUGGCUCGAGGAGCGCGGCUUAUCGGUGCCACACGGUGACGACCUCUCCUUCCUUGAAGAAGACGGCACCCCUUCGCAGGAGGAGAACCAAACGCAAGCGUGA